CUCGGAACCCCGAGUAUUUCACCUUUUUUUCCUUUCAAACUUCAAACAGCCGAACUCCAGAUUUUUAGAUUUCCACUUCUUCUUAAUACGAGACUCUCUUAAUACUUACAUUUUAAUACUUGCCAUGUAUAUGCGCUAACCCUCUCUUUUCAAUAUCACAUAUCACUCAUCCAGAAUUCAUGAAUCAAAUCAAUUGGCCGGAUAAAAAUAUAAAAAUAGUCACUGAGUAUGUCCGAGAAGAAUGGCGUCGCAAAGGAUACUUCGCUACCUCUCGGCGUAAUUCGAGAUCGAACCGAGUCUUCUUCUCUUAUCUCCUCCGUGCUAAAGAUCGUCGACGCUCGCAUUGCCAGCACGGAGAAUUGGCUCAAGCGCAUCGAAUGCCUUUAUGUGGCCAAGGACAAUGAGGAACCCAGCGGCAAGCGGAGACGCGUAGAGCAUGGCAGUGUAGCCGCCGACUCCUCGGAGCUUCUGAGGAGAAGGUACAUUAAUCUUAUGGACGCUAACAAGGAACGCUAUAUUAAAGAGAGACCAUAUGUCGCUGUCUCUUAUACCUGGCAAGCCUCAAAAGAAGAAGAGGCAGAAGAGGAAGCAAAAAAAGAACCGGCAAGGCGCUACCUUGUCGAGUCUCGUAAUGCCGGCGAGCCUGCUCUGGCUAAUAAGGUGAGGCCUAUGAUCUGGGACCGAGUACUGAACUACGCCGAGCACGUGGGCUGCAAGUACAUCUGGAUCGACAAGGAGUGUAUCGAUCAGGAGAACGAGGCGGAGAAAGAAGCAGCCAUACAAAGUAUGCACCUGGUGUAUAAAUUAAGCGAGUGGCCAAUUGCCCUCCUCACGCGUAGGAUCAAGACUACAGAAGAGCUCGAUCUUCUUACCAAUCUAAUGUGUAACGACGUCGCCCCCGAAGAUGAACCAGCCGUGUUAUAUCUUCUAGAUGACAUUACAUCUGACCUGUGGUGGACGAGAGCCUGGACGUUCCAGGAAGACUAUAGAGCUUCUACCCGAAUGACGCUGCUUCUCCCGCACCACUGGAGCUUAGAAAGGCGUAAACGAGCUAUGGUAGACGACUCUGGUCGGUACAUUCUUGGUAAGGUCGAAGGCGAGAUUUGUAUAAAAUCUGUGGACUUCAGGGAACGAGCUACCGAGUUCUGCCUCUCGUACCGGGAGAGAUCAGACAACGUGGAUAUCUGUAACAGGAUCAUUAAGAGGGCCGCAAAGUAUAAUGUUCUCCUCAACGACAAGUCUUCGGAGUACUCAGCAUCGCGUUCCAUGUCUCCGACAAUCCUUUCAGACAUUCUUUCGCGCAGCAUUCAGAAAGAAUCCGACCGCCUUGCUAUCAUGGCUAACUGCUGCGAGUAUGGUACUCGUAUCAACACAAACUAUCUCAAUAACAAUGGAAUUAGCCUCAGCUUAUCGAUCCUUGCCCAAUAUCUUCUAAAUGGCGAAAUCAUAGAGAACAACCCGAAACGGCCCAUCCUGGGUACACUUAAACACAACAUCCACGAAUACCUAUCUAAACAAUCACUUAGUAACUUUCGCCCUCCCGUCCAGCAAGGCCUUAAGUUCAUCAAGGGCUGUCGCUUUAUGGACCCGCGACUGACUCUGGAGGGAGCAUUAACCAGAGGCCACCUUUGGAAGCUGGGCAAAGUCAUACGCCGGAAACCAAUGAAAGUAUACGGUGCCUCUUACACGGAUAUCGCAACCGAGCUGAUUAGACACGCGUACGACCGCAGCCGCUCUUCAUACCGCGGGGCGUUGUGGCUUGAUUGUAUGGCGGGCGAAGUCGAGGAAGCCCUGAUGCAAGGAAAAGCUCUUCGACUGGGCUGUCUUGUAGACCCUAGAAAUGGAAUAGAAUACAGCCCUUAUAGUGCUGUCUUCGUAGGGGACAGCCGCGAUGAUUGGAAGGACGAGGAUGAGGAUGAAGACGACAUCAGCUAUGCAUUUACUUCGUACCAAUUCCAUAAGGAAGAUAUGCCAGGGUAUACCGAAAAACACGUAUCGCUAGAGGUCGAGAUCGAGUGGCAGAGGCGCGAAAGAUCCGAGGGACGUUCGUCCUGCACGUUACCGAAUCUAUACAUCAAGCGCUGGCUCAACGGCCUCUGUUUCUUCGAUGGGGUCCCUACAGGGCAAGUCUUGUUUCCCUGGCACCCUACGCUGCUAGAAGAGGCGUAGGGAACCCACUAUUACAUUACUCCGAGCUCGGAUUUACAAGACAUGACACGAGACGAGAUGAGAUGAGAACACGAAACGAGGGUCAUCAAGGCAUCAAUCAAGGAGCGUUGUAUUUUAUUUUUAUUUCAUUUUGUUUAUUUUAUUUUAUCACGUGUACAUAAGAAAGAAACUCCUCAAGUGGAGGAGGGAAUGAGGAACCUGAAUGAACCCUAGAGUAAAUAAAUACGACUGCAAUGAAUAAUAUAGUGCCACUGAAA
This is a messenger RNA of Daldinia vernicosa, 2426 nucleotides long. Its product is annotated as heterokaryon incompatibility protein-domain-containing protein. The record is from RefSeq and is a predicted model, not a curated record. Bases 229 to 2169 code for a protein of 646 amino acids. NCBI's taxonomy places the organism in Eukaryota, Fungi, Ascomycota, Sordariomycetes, Xylariales, Hypoxylaceae. The transcript is spliced from 2 exons.